GCCCCCCGCCCCCCACCCACGCAGGCCGCACCACUGUAACCGCUGCCCCGGCGGCCGCCGCUGCUUGUCGGGCUGGCGGGCGGAGAGCGCGGCGCGGCGGGGCCGGCGGCAUGGCUGUGUCCUGGAGGAGCUGGCUGGCCAACGAAGGGGUUAAACACCUCUGCCUGCUUAUCUGGCUGUCCCUGAAUGUCCUGCUUUUCUGGAAAACCUUCCUGCUGUAUAACCAAGGGCCAGAGUAUCACUACCUCCACCAGAUGUUGGGGCUAGGAUUGUGUCUAAGCAGAGCCUCCGCAUCAGUUCUUAACCUCAACUGCAGCCUUAUCCUCUUACCCAUGUGCCGGACGCUCCUGGCUUACCUUCGAGGAUCCCAGAAGGUUCCAAGCAGGAGAACCAGAAGAUUGUUGGAUAAAAGCAGAACAUUCCAUACAACCUGUGGUGUGACUAUCUGUAUUUUCUCAGGUGUGCACGUGGCCGCCCACCUGGUGAAUGCCCUCAACUUCUCAGUGAACUACCGUGAGGAUUUCGUUGAACUGAACGCAGCAAGAUACCGAGAUGAGGAUCCUAGAAAACUUCUCUUCACAACUGUUCCUGGCCUGACAGGGGUCUGCAUGGUAUUGGUGCUAUUCCUGAUGAUUACAGCUUCGACAUAUGCAAUACGAGUUUCUAACUAUGACAUCUUCUGGUACACUCAUAAUCUCUUCUUGGUCUUCUACAUGCUGCUGAUGUUACAUGUAUCAGGAGGGCUGCUUAAGUAUCAAACUAAUUUAGAUACGCAUCCUCCUGGCUGCAUCAAUCUUAAUGGAACCCGCUACCAGAAUAUUCACUUACCAGAGUAUGUCUCAGAACAUUUUCAUGAAUCUUUCCCUGGAGGAUUUUCAAAACCAGAUGAGCUUACCCAGAACACAUUUGUGAAGAUUUGUGUGGAAGAGCCCAGAUUCCAAGCUAAUUUUCCACAGACCUGGCUUUGGAUUUCUGGACCUUUGUGCCUGUAUUGUGCUGAAAGGCUUUACAGGUGUAUCCGGAGCAAUAAGCCAGUCACCAUCAUCUCAGUCAUAAGUCACCCCUCAGAUGUCAUGGAAAUCCGAAUGGUCAAAGAAAAUUUUAAAGCAAGACCUGGCCAGUAUAUUAUUCUACAUUGUCCCAGUGUGUCUGCAUUGGAAAACCAUCCAUUUACUCUCACAAUGUGUCCUACUGAAACCAAAGCAACAUUUGGGGUCCACCUUAAAAUAGUAGGAGACUGGACAGAACGAUUUCGAGAUUUACUACUUCCUCCAUCUAGUCAAGACUCCGAGAUUCUGCCCUUCAUUCAAUCUAGAAAUUAUCCCAAGCUCUACAUUGAUGGUCCCUUUGGAAGUCCAUUUGAAGACUCACUGAACUAUGAGGUUAGCCUCUGCGUGGCUGGAGGCAUUGGAGUAACUCCUUUUGCGUCAAUACUCAACACUCUGCUGGAUGACUGGAAACCAUACAGGCUUAGAAGACUGUAUUUUAUUUGGGUGUGCAGAGACAUCCAAUCCUUCCGUUGGUUUGCAGACUUACUAUGUGUGUUGUAUAACAAGUUUUGGCAAGAGAACAGACCUGACUAUGUCAACAUCCAGCUGUACCUCAGUCAGACAGAUGGGUUACAGAAGAUAAUUGGAGAAAAAUAUCAAGCACUGAAUUCGAGACUUUUUAUUGGACGUCCUCGGUGGAAACUUCUGUUUAAUGAAAUAGCAAAAUAUAACAGAGGGAAAACAGUUGGUGUUUUUUGCUGUGGACCUAAUUCGAUUUCUAAGACUCUUCAUAAACUGAGUAAUCAAAACAAUUCAUAUGGGACAAGAUUCGAAUACAAUAAAGAAUCUUUCAGCUGAAAACCUUUGAGAUGAACAAGGACUCUAAAGAAGGAAUGAGUGCAAUUUCUAAAACUUUGAAAUGCAGCUGGAUCAAACAACUGUGUCAUGCCAAAGUGUGGCCAGGUUUUCUUAUUUAUGAUUAUUUAAAAUGGAAAUGCAGAGAAUGUGGCAAGAUGACAGGUCACAUUGCAUGUUUAAUCUGGAAACCAAAGAGGCCCUGAAGAAUAUUUGAUGUGAUUAUUCACUUUUCACUGCUCAAAUUAAAAGAAAACUAUUAGAUGCACACUGUUGAUUUUUAUGGCAGAUUCAAGAACUCCCUAGUAAGGUGUUGCUCACUGAGAGGCUGAUAGCUUUGGUCCUCUUUAAAUUGUUUUUGGUUGAACAAAUGCAAGAUUGAACAAAAUUAAAAAUUCAUUGAAACUCAGAUUACAUUUUCUAUGUGAGUAUAAACAGAGAAGCUUUGAUUUAGAAAAGCUCCAGGUAAAUAUACUAGAAGUCUGAAAAUACAGCACAGGACGCCAUCGAUAUGGGUACUUUGUGUCAGUAUCUAAUCUUGCUCACUACUGAUGCUAAUACCUCUACUUAAUAUCCGUAGACUUUAUGCUCAAUGAACCUUUUGCAGAUGUUGAUAUAAUACCUAUUUUUAUAUUUUUCUUUCUUCUUUGUCCCUUAGUCUAGGGAAAUCUGCCCUCCCUUGGCAUGUGUUAGACACAAUGAUUUAAUCGGUCCUUUCUAUCCCCAAUUUAUUUAAUCUAUUACUAUUGCAUUUUAAUGAGGAAAAUAUCAUUACUAUAAAUUAUAAGGAACAUAUAGACUAAUAACUUUUUUCCUUUUUCAGCAUUUUGGCCUCUAUUAUUUUUAUUUACCUUUUUUCCCAGUGCAGUUUAUCAUAGCCUCUUAAGGGGCUUUGUUUAGUUUGCACUUUGAAGACCAAAGGGUGUUAUGUCUGCCAGGGUCACUGAGAUAUAAUUUCUCUCUCUUUUGUCACACAUUGGUUUAUGCUGGAGACAUUGAAAGUAUAGUCACAACCCUGAAUAGGAAACCUAUAUUUUACUCUUUAUACAGGAGGGAAUACUUUAUUUGCUUAUUGAAAUUUAAGUGCAGAAUCAAGAAUAUUAUUGUUGCACUGUCUGGUAUUCUGGGUCCUGAUAAAGAAUUACUGAGUUUAAAGUCACUGAUAGGACGGUGCUGUGUGAUCCUAUCAGUUUAUGCUCCCCGGCCAUUAUAUUCUCGGCUCAGAGAAUAUAACUCACUACCUUAAAAAUUAAGGCAUUUUUACAAUUUAGUGAUUUUCUUUUGUAGACAUCUAUCAAUUGCUAUCAAAUAUAGCACAUUGCUGAAAUCAGCAGUGUAGCUUGUCGUGCCUUUGUUAAAAUUUUGCAUGAUAUAACAUAACAUGAUAGAUGCUACUGUCAUUUUUUAGCUCUGAUUCACCAGCAGCAAUCAAGCAUGUUAAACCAUCUAGCAUUAAAUGCCCAUGAACAUAUUACUUACAGGUAUUUCUUCCUCUCCUUGGAACUCUUUCUUCUCCUUCUCCAGAAGGAAAGUGAGUCAGAAAAAGAUAUGGGAAAUGUGCAAUGUUCCUGCAGAUUUAGCUCUGAAGGCAUAUUUAAUAACCAGUACAUCUUGGCAACACUUUCUAAAAUAAAAACAAUUUUCAUAAAGACACAUAACAGGAAAAACUAGUAAAAAGAAACUUGAGUUAGUACAGGCUUGAUAUGCAACACUCUUUACUAAUUAUAAGUUAUUUAUGUGAUUAUAUUAAUACACCUCAUUUUAGUAAAACUGGUGGAAAACUUUUCAAGAAGAAUGAUCUUUCCAAGUAGGUCUGCUAUACUAGAUGAGCUUCUUUGCCUAUUUUAAAUUCUAGUGGAUGUUCCAACGUUGAGCGUUAAACAUAGGUAAUUUUUGCUUCUGUAAGUAGGAAUGAAACUAAGACUUCGUCAUGCACGUACAAGAGAGCUUUGUUUUGUUUUGAGGGAUUCUUUCUCUGGGGCUAAUUCUUGUUGGACCAAUCUUAACACAGUAAUUUUAAUGGCAAUAAAUGUUAAAAUUGAAAAGGUAUCCUUGAAAUCUCUAUAAGCUGACUUUACAUUUGCAACAAAUAAAGCAGGCAGAGUUUCUUCACAAGAUGACACAAGUUUAAGAAACAUAAUUUAUUUGAGUGUGCACUAGCAUGAGUGGCCGUAAGGAUCUCAGUUCUGGGGCUGUCGAUGACACUGGCUAGUGGUGUAACUGUGGCAAUUGCUCCUCACUCUGGGAUGAAGACUUCUCAUUCGGACGAGGUCAGUAGUUAGCAGUCUUUUUAGUAAAGUAUAUUUUUGAGAACCUGAUUAAAAUGAAUACUAUGACACACCUACAAAGUAUUACAUAUAAUUUUGGGGGGCCCACAAUCUCCAAAAGCAAGGAUUCCUUUUUAAGAAACUCUGAACAAAUAAUCAUCAUUAUAGAUGUUUUUUUUUAUCCUAUGCCUUUCUGUUCUCUGAUUUUUUGGAUGAAACUAUCCUUUUUUUAUAGGAUUAUACUAAGACAUGAACUAUAUGGACAAAGGAAAGGAAAUUAUAUGCCCCAAAACAAAGAAUCCAAUGGAAUCUUCCAUGCAGUUUUUAAUCUUUUUUGGGUCUCCUGUUUUAUGUAAGGGAA
Molecule: messenger RNA, 4472 nt
Organism: Balaenoptera musculus (blue whale)
Lineage: Eukaryota; Metazoa; Chordata; Mammalia; Artiodactyla; Balaenopteridae
Gene: NOX4
Product: NADPH oxidase 4
Exons: 18
Coding region: 111-1847 (578 amino acids)
Biological process (GO): defense response; superoxide anion generation
Cellular component (GO): plasma membrane; NADPH oxidase complex
Molecular function (GO): superoxide-generating NAD(P)H oxidase activity
Source: RefSeq, a predicted model, not a curated record